AAAUUUCACUACAAGCUCAUAUAUAGGGAACUGUACCAAACUAUGAAUAUGGUAAUUAUCGAUAGUAACGACCACGUGUGUGAUUGACCCAACACAUUAUUAGUCUUACAAAUUUGUAAAUUAUUUCUAAAAAUUAAAGAAGUAAGACAUGUCGGACUUAUUUAGCAGUUCAUCUUCAGGAGAUGAUAAAUCCAAAGGAGUGGACAAUGAAUUGCAAGAAUUUCUGUUAAUUGAAAAAGAAAAAGCACAAUUUCAAUCCCAGAUACAUGAAUUCAAUCAUAUUUGUUGGGACAAAUGUGUUGACAAACCUGGAGCCAAAUUGGACAGUCGGACAGAAACAUGUUUGCAAAAUUGUGUUGAUAGAUUUAUAGAUGUUUCUCUUUUAAUUACCAAUCGCUUUGCACAGAUAUUGCAAAGAAAUGCAGGUGGAAUGUAAAUUGUUAAUUAUAAAUUAAUUGAAUUGUUAUUGUAGGGCAUUGAACAUAAAAUAAGUUUUUAUUUUAAUUGUUUUAUGUAUAUCAAAAGACAUAGUUGAUGUAUCAAUGCAAAAUAGAAAAGUGUUUUGGACAAAUAACAAAUUACCUAUCUUUUCUCCACAAAAUUAUGUUUUAAAUUUAUUUAUAUAAACUAUGUAACUUAUAUAUUACACUUUACACAAUGUACAUAUAAAUUUAUACAUAAUUUAAAUAUUGUGUAAAUUUCUUUGGAAAUUGUGUAAAAAAUAUAGUUGAUUUCAAUAGGGAUAUUAUAAUAAAUAUAUUUCUGUAAACAAUA
Molecule: messenger RNA, 774 nt
Organism: Nomia melanderi (Alkali bee)
Lineage: Eukaryota; Metazoa; Arthropoda; Insecta; Hymenoptera; Halictidae
Gene: Tim8
Product: translocase of inner membrane 8
Source: RefSeq, a predicted model, not a curated record